Molecule: messenger RNA, 3246 nt
Organism: Nothoprocta perdicaria
Lineage: Eukaryota; Metazoa; Chordata; Aves; Tinamiformes; Tinamidae
Gene: GRIP2
Product: glutamate receptor interacting protein 2
Exons: 24
Coding region: 1-3246 (1081 amino acids)
Biological process (GO): neurotransmitter receptor transport, endosome to postsynaptic membrane
Molecular function (GO): protein binding
Source: RefSeq, a predicted model, not a curated record
AUGCUGCCACCACCGCUGGGGCUGAGAAGAAGGAGCAUGCACUUCUUGCAGACCUUCCUCCGAUGGAGGGCACUCCGAGAUGAUGGCCCUUACUCGAAGGGGAGCAAGGACUCGGGGGGGAUGGAUGCGGCCCUGGUGUCCAGAAGGCAAAGCAUCCCAGAGGAGUUCCGAGGGGUCACCAUUGUAGAGCUGAUCAAGAAGGAAGGAAGCACCCUCGGAUUAACCAUUUCGGGUGGCACAGACAAAGAUGGAAAGCCCAGAGUCUCCAACCUGAGGCCAGGAGGACUGGCAGCAAGAAGUGACCAGUUGAACGUUGGGGAUUACAUCAAGUCGGUGAAUGGCAUUAACCUCACCAAGCUGCGGCACGACGAGAUCAUCAGCCUGCUGAAAAACGUGGGCGAAAGGGUAGUGCUAGAAGUAGAGUACGAGCUUCCACCAGCCGUGCCGGAGAGCAGCGCGGGCAUUAUUCCCAAGACCAUCGAGGUGUCCCUGUACAAGGAAGGCAACAGCUUUGGCUUUGUGCUGCGAGGGGGAGCUCAUGAAGACUGGCACAAGUCGCGACCGCUGGUUCUCACCUACGUGAGGCCAGGGGGCCCAGCAGACAGGGAAGGGUCCUUGAAAAUUGGGGACAGACUGCUGAGUGUUGAUGGGAUUCCCUUGCACAGCGCAACUCACGCUGAUGCCCUCAACAUCCUGCGGCAGUGCAGCCAGGAGGCCCUUUUCCAGAUUGAGUACGAUGUGACCAUCAUGGAUACUGUAGCAAAUGCUUCAGGUCCUUUGCUAGUGGAGAUAGCGAAGACCCCGGGCUCGACGUUGGGAAUCACGCUGACGACAACCACUCAUCGGAACAAGCAGGUCAUUGUCAUCGACAAGAUCAAACCGGCCAGCGUGGUGGACAGAUGUGGCGCGUUGCAUGUUGGUGACCAUAUUCUCUCCAUUGAUGGCACAAGCACAGAGCACUGCUCCUUAUUAGAGGCAACGCAGCUUUUAGCUGCCACUUCAGAAAAUGUCAAGCUGGAGAUACUACCUGUUCACCAAAGCAGGCUGCCCUUGAAGCCUCCAGAAACAGUCAAAGUGCAGAAGAGCGACCAUCACCAUUGCUGGGACCCCUGUGUCAACUACUGUCACACCCACCACCCCGGCCACUGCAAGACGCCCACUUGGAACCAGCCAGCCAGCCAGGAUUACUGCAAAUCCCUGGUUGCUGCCAACUUCUCGUCUCCCACCAUGAACGCGCAAGGCUUCCCCUGCCAAAACUCCAACACGCUACCUCGCAGCUCGCACCCCAUGAGCCCCCGCACCACCAUGCUGAGGAGGAGACAGAAGAAGAAGGAGCACAAGAGCUCGUUGUCGCUGGCUUCUAGCACAGUGGGUCCUGGCGGGCAGAUUGUCCACACGGAAACGACAGAGGUGGUUCUCAGGGGAGACCCUUUGAAUGGCUUUGGACUUCAGCUCCAGGGAGGCAUCUUUGCUACUGAAACCCUGUCUUCCCCACCCCUCGUCCGUUUUAUUGAGCCCGACAGCCCGGCAGAGAGAUGUGGGCUACUACAAGUAGGAGAUAGAGUCCUUUCUAUCAACGGCAUCGCAACUGAAGAUGGGACCAUGGAGGAAGCCAACCAGCUUUUGCGUGAUGCUGCACUCACUAACAAAGUGGUGCUUGAAAUUGAAUUUGAUGUUGCAGAGUCCGUCAUACCCAGCAGUGGUACUUUCCACGUUAAAUUGCCCAAGAAAAGAGGUGUGGAGCUUGGAAUUACAAUCAGCUCAGCAAGCAGAAAGCCAGGGGAGCCUUUGAUUAUCUCUGACAUUAAGAAGGGCAGCGUCGCACAUAGAACUGGCACACUGGAGCCGGGAGACAAGCUGUUAGCCAUUGAUAACGUCCGACUCGACAAUUGCUCCAUGGAGGAUGCUGUGCAGAUUUUAAGGCAGUGUGAAGACCUGGUCAAAUUGAAGAUUAGGAAGGAUGAAGAUAACUCCGAUGAGCAGGAAACGACCGGUGCCAUUAUCUACACGGUGGAGCUGAAGCGGUAUGGUGGUCCCUUAGGAAUAACCAUCUCUGGGACAGAGGAGCCUUUCGAUCCCAUCGUCAUUUCGGGAUUGACCAAGCGUGGGCUGGCAGAAAGAACUGGAGCCAUCCAUGUCGGUGACCGGAUAUUAGCUAUUAAUAACGUGAGCCUCAAGGGCAAGCCGCUGAGCGAAGCAAUUCACCUACUGCAAAUGGCAGGAGAGACAGUGACGCUGAAGAUCAAGAAACAGACUGAAAAGCCCUAUCCCAAGAAAUCCGGGAGUAUAAAUGAAGUGAGUGACCCAGAAGAUGAACUAGCAGACUCCCAGAAAACUAGCAAGCUGUCUGAGAUUUACUCUACCACAAUUCCUAGUGUGGACAGUGCUAUGGAGUCCUGGGAUGGCUCCGGCCUUGAUGCCAGCUAUGGAAGCCAAGGUACAUACGUACCUCAGGCUGCUGGAAUAGCCCUUCAUCCACAUGAGUGGAGACACAGCAGGCAGAAGAACAGCACCCCUCCAGGGGAUCCCAGGAAAAGUUAUCCCUACAUGGAUGGCAGUUUCAAUGAAGAUGACUGGGACAAGCCCACCAGAUACCCCAACCGCCAAAACGGCCUUGAGACCACUCACGAGGAUAGUUUUUGGCGUGUUUUUGGAGAAGCUUUGGAGGAUUUGGAAACAUGCGGCCAGUCUGAACUUUUGAGGGAGAUUGAGGCGUCCAUCAUGACGGGGAGCGUGCACAACCUGGGCCUGGAGGGCAGCAAGCUGCUCAUGGACUCUGUCAGCCAGGCGGGACUGAGCCCACUGAGGAAAGCAAACUCCAGCUGUGAUGAAGGACAGAAUGAGAGCAGCGGCUCCCCUGCCAAAAAGAACGAGAGGAAUCUGGACAUGAAGAAGAUUGAGAAGGAGAUGCAGGAAAUCAUGGCCCCUACCCCUCUCGAGUUUCACAAGAUGACGCUCCACAAAGACCCAGAGAGUGAAGACUUUGGAUUCAGUGUGUCGGAUGGCCUGUUAGAAAAAGGUGUCUAUGUAAAUAUGGUCCGUCCGGAUGGACCGGCAGAUCAGUGUGGCCUCAAGCCAUAUGACAGAGUCCUUCAGGUAAAUCGCGUCCGCACCAGAGACCUGGACUGCUGCCUGGCCGUGCCGCUCAUUUCCGAGGCUGGAGAUAAGCUGGACCUGGUGAUCAGCCGCAACCCGCUGGCGCGGGCGGCGCCCGCCGAGGCCAAGGCGAGCGCGCAGACGCUGUGA